Astrephomene gubernaculifera is the source of this 4120-nucleotide messenger RNA. The record is from the annotation of a GenBank genome assembly. NCBI's taxonomy places the organism in Eukaryota, Viridiplantae, Chlorophyta, Chlorophyceae, Chlamydomonadales, Astrephomenaceae.
GCUGAGUAAAUCCUAGGUGGCAACUGAUAUGGCGACCUUGUAUGCAUGAAAUUUCUGAAUACAUGUGGAAAUGACAUACUAUCGCUGGCUGUUGAGGUAUCCUUCGGUCCUGCUCGCUUUACUUGGGUGGUCCUUGUGCCACUCAUAUGCCAGCAUUUGCAAUAUCCAGCUUUCUGGCAUUUCGGGAACAGGCACAUUGCAGGAGAUACGAACCGUCGCUAAUUGCAGCUGCUGGGAGGAGAGUACCUUCUACCGCGGAAACUCAUUGGAGUAUCCUUAUGAAAACCGUGCGCUUUCAGAUCUAUGCGGGGCGUCAAGGUUCGCUGGUGGCCUUCUUGCCAGUGAAGACAAUGGCGGGCGCCCCAUCUCAGUAGGUCCUUGGAAGGGUGCCAUUGUCGCCAAUGCCACCUCCUUGAAGCUAACCGGCUCAGACCUCAUUUUAGACGGCUCUCUUGGUACCGGGGCAACAGCAGCCAAUCUGGACCUAACUGCCAACGGUCCAUUCAUGCCGUUGCUGUACUUGAGUCGUGUCACCAAGCUCACCCUGCGCAACCUUGUGUUUCGCAACCUAACCGCCUCGGGACCCCUUAUCCUGCUGGAGGGCUGCAGCAGCGUCACGCUGCAGAACGUGACCUUUGAGGACGUGCGGUUUCUGUCCCUAGCAGCCGCCGGAGGGCUGAUACAAGCCGUAAGACUGUUGAACAGCAGCCUCGACUCAGUAGCUUCUGGUGUGGCUGACGGCAAUGACACUGCUGUGCUGUCGGACCUAAUUUUGAGGGACGUCAUCGUCCGGAGGGUUUCAAUUGCAAGCACCAACACAGCAGCCGGCGAGCUCACCAACAACAGCAGCAGCACUACCACCACCCCCCAACUCGUUGCUAAAGGUGCCAUGUCCUCCAUCACCAACGCUUCCACCUCAGCAACGACAGCCGCCAGCACCAACUCUUUGGUCUCCUUGAUGCAGUGUAGCAGCCGUUGCACUGUCCAAAACGUUGCUUUCAUGGAUCUGGACCUAGGUGCAUCCGGAACCGCCCUUAGCAUUCAGGCCAGCCCUGGAUUGACUUUAGAGCGCGUAACAGUGACGGGAGCAACCUGCGGGGAUGACAGUGGCUCCAGUAUUGGUGCUUAUGGGGCGGUCGUACACGUAACGGAUGGGGAAAAUAUGACAGCAGCAACAGUGACGCUGCGUGAGCUUGAACUCCAUGACGGUUGCAGAGCUUUCAUGCUGAGCGGCCUCUCAGGAGGAUUGUCUCUGCGCAACCUAACAAUGCAGGACUCAGUGCUGUCAUCAGGGACGCAAGCGGCUGUGCUGCUGUCCCAAGUGACCGCUUCGGCGGGCUAUCGAGCUCUCCUACAAGGUCUGCGCUUCAGCAACCUGACGCUGACUGGCGGUGCGGGAGGGGCUCUGCUCUUGGCUGGAAGCACAGCUGUAGACGUCCAGGACGUCGUUGCGUGGGGUGUGGGUUCUCCUGCUUCUGCCAGCGGUGACGCAUACCUGCUCCGCGUGUCAGGCAACAGCCAACUCAUUACCAUCAAUGGUGUCGAGGUGUGGCCUAUUGAGGAACCCAUGGGUCCCUGCACCUGGGUCUCCGUACGGGACAGCUCGCAGGUAUCAAUAAACAGCGUUCACAACGCGGUGGUGUACAAUUUUACGUCGGACCGGGCAGCAAUAGACAUCUCAAGAUGCAUGCCCGGCUGCUCCAUUCGUGAUGUCGACCUGAAAAAUCUGACCCUGGAGGGAGCGGAUGCCAGAGCCAUAUCGGUCGUACACAGCACAGGGAUGCAGGUUUCGGACGUGUCUCUGCGGUUUCUCCAAAGCACCCGUCUGGACAGCUUGCCAGCAAGCGGGGCCGUCAGGUUUCUCAACCUAACGUCUACCUUGCUUCGCAAUAUUAGCCUUUACCAUUUCACUGUGAAUGGGCCCCUUUAUGGGGUAUCCCUCACAAACUGCAGCACCGUUACCGCAAUCGCCAUGUCCAGUUUCUUGUUUAACGCCGUGGAUUAUCCAGAUGCCUCAUCCUUAUAUAUAAAAGGUAGCAAGGCUGUGAAUGUAGUAAGCUACCUCUGUCGAUAUUCCACCUCCGCUAAUGGGCCCUGCCUUACUGCCGCCGCAUCAGCCGUAACGGUUAAUAACGGAAGGUUUUUGGGUAAUGGCGCGACGCUUGGUGGCGCUGUAUACCUGGUAGAAGGCGAAGGCAGCGUUACAAGGAUGGACAUUCUGGGCAGCGCAUUUCUCGCCAACAAGGCAACUCGUGGUGGUGCCAUAGGCAUGAUGCCAGCGAAGAGCAGUGUCGCUGUUUCGCUGACCAUCAGCAGCAGCACGUUUGCGAGCAACCUUGCAAUACCACAAGGCACGCAAACAGCAUUAGGCGGCGACAUAUAUAUGGCAAACGGAGGCAGCCUGGCAAUUACCUCGUCAACCUUCUCUGGCGCUUCGGCCGCUGGAGGCGGCGCGAAUGGUGGCUCCAUUUAUGCCCGCAAAGCACGAGUCGUGAUUACAGGAUCCACCUUCACGCGGAACGUCGCUAGCAACAGAGGUGGCGCCCUUUAUCAUGAGCCAGCAAAGGACUGCAUUCCUACAGACUCAUGUUCGCUUAUCUUGAACGCGUGCCAGUUUAAUUACAACUCCGCCAAUGAGGGCGGCGCAAUACUGCUACUUCUGACGGACAAUGCCAUCACCGGCUUCAACAUCACCGGAACAAACUUUACCGCCAACUCUGCUGCCAACAUGGGAGGUGCCAUCUCCAUGCCCGGCAACUGCGAGCCCUAUUUGGUUCCUGCAUGCAAGGCCCCGGCGGACCCGGCAAGCCAGGCUCUGUCGAGGUUCUACGGCUGUCGUUUUGAGGGCAACUUGGGGCUGACGGGAGGUGCUGUGUACUAUGCGUACAACAACGCGCAGGGGUUGAGCAUUACGUCAACAGAGUUCGUUGGCAACAACGCCACAGAGAGUGGGGGGCUCUACCUUCGUGCUGUGCCAGCCGUGGAGAUUGUGGACUCCCUCUUUUCCAACAACACUGCAAGCGUCGUCAGCGCGGCAACUUUGUAUUCUCUGCAUUCCCGUGCGCUGAUUCGCAACAGCACCUUUCAAAACAAUACAUGCAACCUUGGGAACAAGAACACGGGGUCAGCCCUGUACAUCGCUGAAUACGAUGGCGUUACUGCCAACGGUACAACAGGCGGCGAUUUAUUUAACUUGACUUUGGUGAACUCCACAUUCACGGACAACUAUUCUAGCAAUGAGGGUGGCGCUGCUACCAUUGCACGAUGUAAUGCGCUGCUAGAGGGCCUGGUCUUUCGCAACAAUUCCGCAGCAGGAAAAGGUGGAGCACUGUACCUGGAACCCGACACGAGCGGCAUGCUGGUGGCAACAAUGAGCGGCAUCCUUAGGAGGGUCACCGAUGCCACGCUGCGGCGUGUUCGUUUCAAUGACAACCGCGCCACCACCAACGCGGGAGCGCUGCUGGUAUCAGGCUGGCGGCUGCAGAUGGAGGACGUUUCGUUCGUCAACAACAGCGCCAACACGUUUGCGGCGGGUGGUUCAGGCAACUCGGGUGGAGCCAUGAUGACGACCAAUUGCCUAGCCACGCUUGGGCUGCGCAAUGUCUCCUUCUCAUUCAACAGCGCCUACCAAGGAGGCGCGCUUUCGGCCGAGAUGUGUAACAUGACACUGUGUAAUGCAACGUUUACCAACAACACGGCUAAAGGCGAUGCGGGUGCGGCCUUGGUCUCCGGCUUCACCCGGAGUGGUUCACCUUACUCUUUUGAAGUCCUGAACACCACGUUUGAAGGAAACACGGCGGACGGCCUGGGGGGCGCUAUAAAGGCAUACUGGGCUAUCGUAUCUGCUGCAGACACGGUAUUCAGGAACAACAGCGCCAGCGUUCAGGGGGGAGCAGUUUACCUUCAGAUGGUACCCCCCAUGCCUCACCGAGACAACGGUGUAUCAAUCGACACGGGCGUCAGGGCUGUCUUUAACCGCUGUGGUUUUCUGUCUAAUGCGGUAAACAAUUCCGGUGGCGCGCUGUUCCACUCCGGCUCUGCUGUACACCUAAGAGACUGCAAGCUGUACAAUAACACAGCUAGCAGUGACGGCUUUAUCUCCGACAGCUGGUCCAACGCC